Messenger RNA from Saccharomycodes ludwigii, 1599 nucleotides. RefSeq lists its product as uncharacterized. Bases 1 to 1599 code for a protein of 532 amino acids. The transcript has a single exon. NCBI's taxonomy places the organism in Eukaryota, Fungi, Ascomycota, Saccharomycetes, Saccharomycodales, Saccharomycodaceae. The record is from RefSeq and is a predicted model, not a curated record.
AUGAGUAACAAGUUACCUAUAGAAAUACCAGGUUUUUUUUAUGAUCCUGAAAAAAAAAAGUACUUUAAAAUAACAAGUAGUAAUAACCCUGAUGUUUUACCAAUAAGCAGCAUAACCAAGAAUACAGUCCGUGGUAACAAAUACACCUCUAAUAACAUCAAAGCUAAUGAAAUUUUGAAAAAAGAAUUAAAGGCACGCCAAAGAAUAGCUACAAUUAAAAAAAUACAAUGUUUGCAACUAGAAAAUGAUCUUCAAAUAUAUUCAAAAUAUUCAAAAUAUGGUCAACAAAAGACAAUUAUUGCGAAUCUUUUAAAUUGUAAACUUCACGUUUUCUCAAUCAAAUACGACACUAGAAUUAUAAAAAAUGUGCAAAACAUAUUUAGAGUUGAUGCUGAUUCCAUAUUGGCUGUUUGUGAGCAUGGUUCAUUUUUAUUAAAAAACCAAAACACGUAUUGUUUUUCUUCAGAAAUGUUUGAAAAUUUUAACUAUUCCUCAGGUAACGAAAAUAUUCAAAUUUUCCAAGAUUCUAUCAACAAUGAUCUUUUAAUAGUUAAUUCUGAUACCAAGAAAUUAAUUAUUAUUGAUUAUUCAUUACGCAAAAUAAUUGUUUCCAACGAUGCAGGCCUAAAAAAAGAGUUAUUGAAUUCAAACAGAACUAUCCAUCAAUUUGCACGUUAUACGGACGAUUUCGGUAAACCUUUUUAUUUGAUUUCAAGCGGCGGACGUCUUUCUGGCGUUAACAACGAAGGUGUAUUGGAAGGGCAUGCAAUAUUGUCAAAUAAGAGCGAUAUAUUAGCAUUUGCCAAAAGGAAUUAUGUUGCGAAAGGGGACCCAGGACAACAUUUUUGGAAUAAAUAUAUGUUGUGUGGGUUUCGAAAUGGCAACGUGAAACUAGUGGAAUUAUCAAAGGACAUUGGUCAUCCGCUACAACCAAAGAAGGUGUUAAACCAAAUUACGUUGGUGUCUAGUAAUAACAGACUUGAAAAUAUUAUAGAUAUUUAUUUAUAUUCGCCAGAUUCUACCGACUAUUGUUGUAAUAAAAAUAAAUAUGCUUUUAUUUUUUCAGCUCAGAGUUUCGGGCUAUAUCAGCUGUGUGACAUCGAUCCCAAUUAUACACAUAUGGCUACCGGAGAUAUUAACGCCAGGUUUAAAAACACAUCUAGUUUUGAUAAAAAAAGAAAAUUUCCUCAAUUGAUAGAAAAAAUAGACUUUAUUAAUAUUUUCCAAGAGAGUGCAAUUAUACCCACAGCGACUACUUUAAUCUUCCGGAAAUAUCAAAAAUUUCUAAUCUAUGGGAAAAAAAAUACACCUUUUAAAAAUUUCCAGAUAUAUUUGUUGGACGAAUUAUUACUUGCCAAUUCGGACCUUCCUCAUAAACUUUACCCUAUAGCAACACUUGACGAAUUUAUUAAGUCGCAUUGCAUUGAAGAAACUAGUGAACUUAUAUCAAAUGUAUUGGUAAAUAAUUUAGUUUGUGAGAUUUAUAUUAUAAACGUUAUACUGGUGAUAUUGUCAACAAAUGUUAAAACUAAAGAACUAACAAAGGUAUAUUUAAGUCCUGGUUUGAUAGAUAAGCAUACCAAACUCCUUGAUGUAUAA